UCUAUUCUGCAGGGCGUGAGAGGAGCCGGUGCAGACUGAUGUCAGGCAGGUGGCGGAAAAGCUCCACUCCUGCUUUGACGGCUCAUUUGCAGCUUCACUUGCCUCCUCUUCACUUAGAAGUGAAGUGAAACCGGUGUGACUCCUCUUCCCCCCGGGGUCCCCACCCAGAGCAUCUGCGGCAGCCUCCGGAGGAGGAGCUGGCAUUUCGCGGUCUCCAUGGAGAGCCAGGCGCUGGCGAGGCUGGGUCACCCGGCAGCGCCUGGCACGCUGAGGAGUUCUGUCUGGCUGGCUGCACAAAGCGACGCCCAGGACCAGGCAAGGCAUUAUGGGAGACCAGAGCAGUAGCUUCGGGCCAGAGGCUGGUUAGUUACACGAAGACACUUGCCACCCCAGAUUUCCUCCGGCCCCCUGAAAACUCUGCCCUGCCAGGAAGCCUGCAGGAGGCUGGACGCCGGUUCGCUUGCUGGGAGUGCUCCCGAUCGGUACGAGUUGGACCCAGGACUGGGGUCUGCGGAUCUACACCCUCAGGAAGGUGUUGGAGGAGAAAGUGUCUGGAAAAUGGAGAGGCCCAGCUGGGUGUUCUGUGUAACACACGAGGCCUGGACGUUUCGCUGGCUAUCGGAUGGGGAAAGGCUAUUAAACCUCAUGCUACAGGGUGCAAAGCAGGACCUACUGUGGGGCAGAUCCUGCCCUGUCUGCUACUGCCAUGUCCUUCUUCCUCCGGGGCUGCUCCGGUCAGAGACGGGACCCUGAGCUAGAUGGAGCUGGGGGUCUGGCCAUGCCUGUGCCAUUUGCUCAGCGCUGCGCUAGGGAAAUGGGUGGGGGUCCGGUCUAACUGAUGUGGAGCCAGCCCCAUGAGGCAGGGAUCGCCCCAGCCUGUUGCAUGUGAAAGGAUCUUUUGUAGUUUCUCCCUUCUCACAGCUCGGAUCCUGGCUGCUGCGCAUCAGGAGCCCUUAAUAACAUUAGCCUGGCCUGUUCUUAUUGCUAUCAGCUGAUAGCUGCCUGAUUCUCCCCGCGGGCGGGAGGAGUGGGGCGGGGGCGGCUCCCGGACCAGGCGCGCGCUUGUGGUGAGCCUGCCGCGCCGCAGAGUGGAGAGGAUGGUGGAGCUCAGAUCUAAAGGCAGAAUGACCGAGCGUGGAGCCUGUGCCAGCCUCGUGCCCCUCCAGUAACCCUCCCGCCGUGACCCAGCUGUGCCGUGGCUGCAGCUCGGCGUAACUGCCCCGGGGGCGGGUUGCUUGCCAAGGGCUCGGGGCACAGGAGCAGCCAUGCCUUGGAGGUGGAUUAGCAGGAGCUUCACCUGGUCCAAGGAAUCCACAAAAUCCUCCAAAAGUGCCCAGCCGCGACGCAGACCUUCCAGGAGCAUGAGCGUGGCCCAGACCAUGGAGGACACCUGCGAGCUGGACCUGGUGUACAUCACCGAGCGGAUCAUCGCCGUCUCCUACCCCAGCUCGGCCGAGGAGCAGAACUUCCGCAGCAACCUCAAGGAGGUGGCCCAGAUGCUCAAGUCCAAGCAUGGAGAUAACUACCUGCUUUUCAACCUGUCCGAGCGCAGACAGGACGUCAGCAAGCUGCACUGCAGGGUGCUGGAUUUCGGGUGGCCCGACCUGCACACGCCUGCCCUGGAGAAGAUCUGCAGCAUCUGCAAGGCCAUGGACACGUGGCUGACCGCCGAGCCCCACAACGUGGUCGUGCUCCACAACAAGGGAAACCGAGGCCGGAUGGGAGUCGUGGUGGCCGCCUACAUGCACUACAGCAACAUUUCAGCCAGCGCGGACCAGGCCCUCGACAGGUUUGCCAUGAAGAGGUUCUACGAGGACAAGGUGCUGCCGGUCGGGCAGCCCUCGCAGAAGAGGUAUGUCCAUUACUUCAGCGGCCUGCUGUCCGGCACCAUCAAAAUGAACAACAAGCCCUUGUUCCUGCACCACGUCAUCAUGCACGGGAUCCCCAACUUCGAGUCCAAAGGGGGUUGCCGGCCCUUCCUGAAGAUCUACCAGGCCAUGCAGCCGGUGUACACGUCCGGGAUCUACAACGUGCAAGGAGACAGCCAGACCAGCAUCUGCAUCACCAUCGAGCCCGGACUGCUCCUGAAGGGAGAUAUCCUGCUGAAAUGCUACCACAAGAAGUUCCGCAGCCCAACCCGAGACGUCAUUUUCCGGGUGCAGUUCCACACGUGCGCCAUCCAUGACCUCGGCAUUGUCUUUGGGAAGGAGGACCUGGACGAAGCCUUUAAAGACGACCGGUUUCCGGAGUACGGGAAGGUGGAGUUUGUGUUCUCUUACGGCCCUGAGAAGAUCCAAGGGAUGGAACAUCUGGAGAACGGCCCCAGCGUCUCCGUGGAUUACAACACCUCGGACCCCCUCAUCCGCUGGGACUCCUACGACAACUUCAACGUCCGCCGGGAGGACAGCAUGGAGGGUACCUGGGCUGGUCCCCACCCGGCCCACAAAGCUCCGGACACAGAGCUCGGGCACACCCAGGGGCCACUGGACGGGAGCCUCUACGCCAAGGUGAAGAAGAAAGAUUCCCUCCACGGUAGCACCGGCGCUGUCAACGCCAGCCGCGCCCCCCUCUCCGCGGCGCCCAACCACCUCGAGCACACGCUUUCCGUCAGCAGCGACUCGGGCAACUCCACCGCUACCGACAAGACCGACGAGCAGGCGGCGCCCGGCGGCGGCCCCCCAGCGCUGACUCCCGAGGAGAAGCGAGAGCUCGAGCGCCUCUUGAGCGGCUUCGGCUUGGAGAGCGAAGCCCCCAUGCACAACCGCCACCCAGGGGCGGCGCCGGCCAGCGGCUCCGCCCUCACGGGGCGCCACGUGGUGCCGGCCCAGGUGCACGUCAACGGGAGCGCCGGCACCCUGGUGGCCGAGCGGGAGACGGACAUCCUGGACGACGACCUGCCCAACCAGGACGGGCACAGCGUCGGCAGCCUGGGCACCCUCUCCUCCUGCGACGGCACCACCAACGCCAGUGAGGUUGGCUACCAAGAGGUGCCCCGGAUGGAGAGCCUCUCCUCCCUGCCGAACGGCCCGUCCAGCUUCGACGGCGCGGACAAGCUGCACAAGGACGGGCUGUAUGACUCGGAGCCGCUGAUCAAUGGGGGGUACCCGUACAACAACCAGAACACGCUGCGGAGCAUGAUGGGGCGACACCCUCAGCUCCUGAGCCAGAUCCGGCCCUCGGUGUCUGCUCAGGAGAACCUGUCCGACUACCGGCAGCAGCAACCCGGCUUCCCUGAGCCCGGCUGGCUGCAGCCCCGGCCGCCGGCCACCACGCAGCCCUACAUGUACGGCUUUGACUCCAACGACAUGUACCGCUCUCAGUCCUACCCAGCCGCCGAGCCGGGCCUCCAGCUCCCCCAGGCGCCGGCACGGAGCACCAGCAGCCGGGAGGCCGUGCAGAGGGGCCUCAACGCCUGGCAGCAGCAGGGCGGCAGCAGCGGCGGGAGCCGGCCACCCUCCCGCCAGCAAGACGGUGGCCUGGAAAGCCAAAGCCCUAGCGUCUCCAGUUCGAGCCCCCAGCCCAGCCCCUUGCAGGCGGCCCCCCCUCCGGGCCACAGCAUCCCUGAGUUCCCUCGGGUGGCCUCCCCGAAGGAGAUCGAGCAGUCGAUAGCAGCACUGAACAUGCUCAUGCUGGACCUGGACCCGUCCGCCUCGACGCUGCACAAGUCCCAGAGCGUCCCCAUGGCCACCACGGAGGACCAGCCCGGCCCGGUGGUCUCCUCUCUGUCUGCCCAGCCAGUGUGGGGCCUUCCUAGCCAGGCGGCCCCUCAGGUGACCCAGCCGAGACCCAGCAACGCCUUCGGAGCCGUGCCGGCGAGUGCGUCCCUCAACGCCAUGGGCACUGCCGUCACCCAGCCCCCACCAGCUUCUGAACUGCUGGCCAAAGUCCAUCUGCCAGGACCGCCGGCCCAGGGGGGCCGGGGCGCUGGCGAGCCAGAGUACGUGGGGCAGGAUUUGGGGGUGUCCUACUCGCCCUACGGCUACCAGAACCAGCAGCCGCCUGUGCCGCAGACAAGGAGCUACAGCCGCCCCCCGGGAAGCCCCCCAUCCUCUCCCAUCCCUCCGGCAACAGCUUACAGCCCUGUGGGGCCUCAGCCGCCCCUGAGCACGUCGCCCCCCUCCCCCGCAGCGACAGCCCAAGCCCAGGUGCCGCCGAAGGGAGCGGAGCAUCACCCAGAGCCUGCCAGACCCUCGGAAGAAGAGCCCUUGAACCUGGAAGGGCUGGUGGCCCACAGAGUAGCAGAGUACAACGCCAAACUGCGGGGCAUCCGGCAGAGCACGAAAGCCCCCCAUCCUCCUCUGCACCGACAAAGAUCCUUCUCCUUCGCUGGGGUGGAGUCACGGGACAAGUCCCUGGAGGAGCCCGGAGCGCCGAACCGAAGACGCACGACCAGCGACGGCCAGUACGAGAACAGUCCCCAGGAGCCCGGCUCGCCUCGGAGCCCCACUGCCCGGUCGCCGGUCCACAGCUUCUCGCCAGAGGUGGUCAGCAGCAUCGCCGCCAACCCGGGAGGGAGGCCCAGAGAGCCUCAUCUCCACAGCUACAAGGAAGCCUUUGAAGAGCUGGAGGGGACCUCUCCAACCAGCCCACCCUCCAGCGGUGGUGAGAUCUCUCCCCCAACCCCUGCCUUUCCUGUCUCGCCGCAAACCCCUUACGGUCACCUGCUGCGCUCCCCACCCGGCCUGGCCAAGACCCCGCUGUCUGCAUUGGGCCUGAAGCCCCAUAACCCAGCCGAGAUCCUGCUGCAGCCGACGGGAGGGCCCAGGAGCUAUGUGGAGUCGGUGGCUCGCAAGGCGGCGGCGGGGGGCGGGGGGACGCCCCAGAGCCCCCCAACUCCGCAGGCCUACGGCACUGAGACGCCGAUGAGGAACGGGGCCUUCAUGAACUCCUUCACCUCCCCCAGCCCCAUCUCUACCAGCAGCCCCAUUCACAGCAUGGACGGGGUGUCGAUCCGCAGCUACCCGUCCGAGAGCAGCGGCCACAGCACGGCCUCGCCCCCGCGGCCCUCGCCCGAGUCCAGCUCCCAGGCGCCGUCGGCACACAGCAGCUACCAAAACGCCUCACCGGCGUCCUUCAGCCACGGCGGCUACGCAAGCCCCGAGUACCCCGACGGCCGAGCCGGCGCGAGGCCGCAGCCCCAGGUCAGCGUGGUGGGUGUUCACGUCCUGCCGGGGAGCCCCCAUACCCUUCACAGGACAGUGGCCACCAACACGCCGCCAAGCCCCGGUUUCGGGCGAAGAGCACUCGAUCCCGGCACAGCGGCCGCUCCCGGGAGCCCCAGCCUGGGCAGGCACAUCGUGUACGGCUAUUCCACCCCGGAGGAGCAGCGUCCCACGCUGUCCCGGCAGAGCAGCGCCUCGGGGUACCAGCCCCCCUCCACCCCGUCGUUCCCCGUCUCCCCGGCCUACUAUCCCGGCCUGAGCAGCCCGCAGUCCUCCUCCCCGGACUCCGCCACCUACCGGCAGGGCAGCCCCACGCCGCAGCCGGUGCUGCCCGAGAAAAGGAGGAUGUCGGCCGGGGAGCGGUCCAACAGCCUGCCUAACUACGCCACGGUGAAUGGCAAGGUGUCCUCGCCCGUCUCCAGCGGCAUGUCCAGCCCCUGCAGCGGGAGCAGCGUGGCCUACCCACACACCCUGCCUGACUUCUCCAAACUCUCGCUGCCAGACAGCAGCCCCGAGACCCGGGCCAGCGUGAAGUUUGUCCAGGACACCUCCAAGUAUUGGUACAAGCCGGAGAUUUCCAGGGAGCAGGCCAUCACACUGCUGAAGGACAGGGAGCCUGGAGCCUUCAUUAUCCGAGACAGCCACUCCUUCCGGGGAGCCUACGGGCUGGCCAUGAAAGUGGCCUCUCCGCCUCCCACCAUCCUGCAGCAGAACAAGAAAGGAGAUAUAACCAACGAGCUGGUGAGGCAUUUCCUGAUUGAGACCAGCCCGCGGGGGGUGAAGCUAAAAGGAUGCCCCAACGAGCCCAACUUUGGAUGCCUGUCGGCUCUGGUGUACCAGCACUCCAUCAUCCCGCUGGCCUUGCCCUGCCAGCUGGUCAUUCCCGACCGAGAUCCCACGGACAAAACGAAAGAGGCGGCCUCAGCCGCCAACUCGGCGACAGACCUGCUGAAGCAGGGAGCUGCCUGUAACGUGCUCUUCAUCAACUCGGUGGAGAUGGAGUCGCUGACGGGCCCGCAGGCCAUCGCCAAAGCCAUCAGCGAGACGCUGGCCCUGGCGCCCACGCCCUCCGCCACCAUCGUGCACUUCAAAGUCUCCGUGCAGGGAAUCACCUUGACGGACAACCAGAGAAAAUUGUUCUUCAGACGCCAUUAUCCCCUCAGCACCGUCACCUACUGCGACCUGGACCCCCAGGAACGAAAAUGGACUAAAUCAGACGGCGGAGGUCCCGCAAAGCUCUUUGGCUUUGUGGCCAGGAAGCAGGGAAGCACAACGGACAACAUUUGUCACCUCUUCGCCGAGCAGGAUCCUGACCAGCCGGCCGCCGCCAUCGUCAAUUUCGUGUCAAGGGUCAUGCUUGGCUCCGGCCAGAAGAGAUGAGCCGCUGGACACGGGUAGUUCUUGCCCUUGAAUUUUGGAGAAGGACUUGGAGUUGAUCCGAGAAGGAGCGCGAGGAAGUGCAUUGUGGGAGAGGGAAGUGAAUCGGGGGGAAACGGUCUGAAUUGUGGAAGAAAAAAAACCCUCACCCAAUCGUAACAAAACAAAACUAAAGGAAGCGAUGUCAGCGCAUUUCCCAUCGCAGGGAAUGUGACCAGCGCAACGGCCAGGAGUCGGAGGAGUGGAACCGGGUUGGCUUUUGGAUCAGGAUCCCCGCGGGGGGUUUCAAGUGGCGAAUUCAUCCCGGGUCAUAGUGGGAACGUUCGCGGCCCUGCCAUUUGAAAACCAGCAACUCUGUUUGCAAAUGUCAGUCGUUUGUUUUAAAUAACCGUGGCUAACCGAUCGAACAAAAGGCAGGUCUGCAGGACCCCCCUCCGCCUCCCCUCCCUGGGGCCAUACCCAUUGGAACAGCUUACCAAGGGCAGUGGUGGGCUUUCUCCAUCACUGGCCAUUUUUAAAUCAAGAUGAGAUGUUUUGCUAAGAGAUCUGCUCUGGUUCAAACAAGAAUGAAUUCUGGGCAGAUCUCUGCCCUGUGUUACACAGGAGGUCAGACUGGAUCUCAGUGGUCCAUUCUGGCCUUAUGACCUAUGUGCUAGAGCAGUGGUUUUCUACCAGUGCUCGCAGACCCCGGGGGGUGGGUGGGGGCCUGCAGACUAUGUCUAAGUUUUCCAAAGGGGUCCGCACCCCCAUUUGAAAUUUUUUAGGGGUCCACAAAUGAAAACAGGUUGAAAACCACUGUGCUCAAGUGAUCAGGCAGGAGAAAAAGGAUGGUCAAUAUCCCUUUUAACCUUCCCUUCUCUGAGGUCUGCAACUCCUGUGUAUAUGAAGUGUGUGUGGGGAUGUGUCAUACAUGUACAUUCCCAGCAGCGGGGUUUAUAUAAAGCCUGUAGCCCCCUAGCAACUCCCUUUGCUCUCUGUGCUGCACGCCACAGCCCGUCAGGAUUGCCUGGCAGCAGAAGGGAGAGAAUUCAGAUCCUCCUGCUCCAAAAAGCACAGGACUAGGCCACUUGAGCGAAAGGGGACGCGUUGGUUAGCGGUACGGGAUCUAUGACACAUAGGUGCGCAGUUCUGAUUCCAUCCAGUACAGGGCAGUGGUGACGCAUACACACUAGGCAGUUCUUAUACACGCACGGAGUUGCAUAGCAGUUUGCCCUUCACUAACUGCAUUCGGGAGCAUGCUUUCCAAAGAUCAUCUUCACCAGAAAGAUCUUCUGGCCUAUAUACAAUGGGGCCUGCAGUACCUGUCCUUUACCCUGUAUUUUCGCCUGCAGACUGUCACGUGUUCUCUUAAAGACGAACAUACCGGAAGCGGACGCAGGUCUGGUCGAGCCUGGUCUCUUCUCCUUCUGUAGACGUACAAGCGAUUUGUUCAUUGCAUGGACAUUUGGUUGCGCGAAAGGCAAAUAAGUAUAAAGAAAACUCAUGCAUUUUUGGAGGCCACUAAAAGAAAAGACCCUGCAGUCUGUGGGCGGCUUUGGCUCUGCCGGAUUCUCUCCGCUGAUCCAAAAGCCAAGAGAUCUCAUGGCCGGAUUUGGGCCUCAGAUGCUCUGCCCUGCGGCGGCUUGGAGCUCUGAACGUAUGGUAAUUUAGUAACGACCCAGGAGGUGUAAGCUUUGCCUUGGCUGCAGGAGGCCAGAGGCCCUAGACCUUGCACUGAAAUGCUGACUCACAAGAGAGAGCGACUAGCCUUGCAAAUGGGGAUGGAUGCAUUACCCACAGAUACCGGGCUCUGGUCGUCUCCCUGACUCCACACGGGGCCCCAUGGGGCGAGCUGGCGUUAACAUCUGGCUCCGUGUAGCUCGGGUGAGAUAGGAGCCCCCAGAGGACAGUCCAGGCAGUUAACAGAUGGUUUUCCGUCUCCCUGGGGAGUGGUUGUGUAGUUGGCCAGGUAAAAUUAUGCAGGUUUUACACAGGGUGACCAGACAGCAAAUGUGAAAAAUCAGGACAGGGGGUCGGCGGUAAUAGGAGCCUAUAUAAGAAAAAGACCCCAAAAUCGGGACUGGCCCUAUAAAAUCGGGACAUCUGGUCACCCUAGUUUUACACCUUCCUCUGACAGAGCUGGUAUUGGCCAAUCCCGGGAGGCAGGAUGGCAGAUUGGAUGGGCCAACGCGUUCUUCCCGUGUGGUAAAUCUCAGGGGUGUAUUUUUCUUUUUUUAAUGCUUAGUUCAAGCUAGAGCUGAGACCCAAGCUAUGAACAGCCCCCCCCCUGCCCCCAAGCCCAAACACUCCCCAGUUCUGGGGGCAUUCCAAACCCAGAUCUCCAUGGAUCUACAGCUUGCACCCAGCUCUGGGGAACCCUAAAAAUUUGCAUUGACAACCAAUCUCCCAAGCAUCUUUCUGGAGCUUUUGGGAAAUGCAGUAACCAGCUUGAAUUGCUCAGAUAUGGUCAGAGGUGUUAGGGGAUGGGGGAAGCAGGAGAGAGAGGCCUUUCCUUGUUGGUGCCACAUUUCAGUGCAAGGUUAUGUGAUACAGGCUGUUCAUAAAACCAAAAACCACCCAAGAUCUAUAAACCAGCUAAAAUAUUGCAGCCACCUGGAUUCCCCCAGAGCAUUCUGCUCUCUCAUACAGAGGCAGUGUCCUGAUAUAUAUAAUAUAUAUAUGAAAUAUACUGAAAAAUACUGUAAGCUAAUCAAAUUUUUAAAAAGGGUUAAAUUUACACAAAAAUAUUUAUUUUUUGCCAUAUUGCUUUAUGUGUAUCUUAUCUCCUCCAUUAUAUAUGGCCCCCCACCCUGUCCACAUAUAGACUCCUGUACGUAUAACUCACCGUAGAGUGUAACAGGCGAACGUGGUUUAUUUCGGUUAUACCAGUGACAUGGGCAAGAGAGCGCAGUGCCCCUUUAGACCCCGCCCCCCCAAGGAGCAACGCGUAUGAUUGGUCCCCCACCUCUAGCCCCCACCCCUUUUCCCUGUUGAACAUGGAAAUUUGCUAGCACCUGGAGCAAAUUAGCAUGUGAGGCGUGUGAGUUUGAAACCGUUGCCAAGUGACAUGAGGGUUGGCGGCGUGCGCGGAUGUGUGUGAGCGUGUGUGUGUGUGAGGGCCACAGCUGCGUGAGCGUGCGGAGGGCUCUUUCGUUUCUGGAGACCGGAUGAGGGUUAGAUUUGCGUCAGGGAGGUGUUGGGCGACUGGUACUGGGAUGGGGUGGGAGUGGUCACUUUAUGACGUCCGGCAGGGCCCUGUGUUCCAGCCCACCCCGCUGUAUAGGACGUUGAGAUAUUUUUAUUUUAAGUUGUUAAAAAGAAAUGCCCUCCUUCUGCAAAAUUCAAGCAAGAGGAACCCCUCACUUGUAACCUUCUCACCCUGCCAUUAACCGAUUAGACAAACACUGUGUUUAUAGAUAUUUAAAUAUAUAAAGGUAUAUUUUUUGAAAGUCUCUAUUUUUCAGACUUCAUUUUUCUCACAGCUAAAGCUAAUUUUAUUAUUUUUGUUUUAAUCUGCUGUCCUGCCCCGGAAAUUGGGGCUUGAGCAUUAAAUGCAUAUUUUUCCCCAUAAAAUGAACCCAUAUUAAGGCAUCGAGCAAUCUCGUCUAUAGAACGAUCACAGCAGAUACUCGAUAAUGACAGAACACUUGCUUCCAGCUGUGGCUGGCAACGGCUCGUUGCUAACUCACCAGCUGAAGACAGAAGGUUUAGACUGUCAAAAUCUCUAAUGCUACAAUCACUAUUGAUUAUAUUUUUAACACAAAGCUAAUCAUCUUGCAAAUGACAUAAGCAGCCGUUUUCCAGCUUCCAUUUAAGACUUUAAAAAAAACAACAGUUGCAUUUUAUGGGUAACUUCUUUCUGUCAUCCCUGAUUUCCCAAGCCAGACCAUCAGCUUGUGUAAAUCGGAGUAGUUCCACUGAUCUCUGUGAAGCUACUAAGCCAGGCAAAAACCUGGCUUCACUGGCCAAGGUUUAUAGUUUUCUUUCCUAAAGGGUCCGAGAAGAUUCUUUGUGUUUUAAAAAUGCAGUCACAGUAUUUGAGAUUGAUGCUGAUGCAAUUUAUCCCAGCGGAUGUAUCCUAAUAAUCACACUGCCGUUUUUUCCAGCAGCGGAUGUUGUAUCUCUCACACACACGCAGACACUCACACCUACUCCAUGCACAAGGAACUGCAUAUAUUCUUGCCAAAGAUAUCCUUUAAAAUGCACUUUUCCCAGCCGGUUUUGUUUUGUUUUGUAAAUUGAUUGUAUGUGCUCUUUUCCCCGCCGCACCAAGAACCCCUUUGCUGGCGAUUUUGUUGUGUGCAUUAGUAAGCUCUGAUUCCCGGAGCGCCCAGCUGAUGUUAAUUUUAUGUAACUCUGUAUUCCAGUAGAGUCGGAGAUUCUUAAAAUAGUUGACACAAGAUAUUCUGAUUUCUUUAGCCGCAGACUGAGUGAUGACAGCAGCAGGUCAGUCAAUUCUCGUCACCCCUCUCCUGGCCUUCCCUUCUCAAACCCCUUCUUCAUUAAAGAACCCCGGAGACCAAGCAACAUGCUGUAGUUGCUUGUGUCUGGUGGCAUUUCAAGCAAACUGCUAUAUAUGUCUCCUCCAUAUCUUACUGCUCAAGGAACUCCCUCCCCACCUCUCCCAGAAAGGGAAAUUGGAAUGUCUUUGGGCUUCUGAUCGAAAAGCUGUUAAAGUCAACGGGUUUACCAUUGAUUUAUGAGCUUUGGCCUGGUCUACACUGGGAGGGGGGUCGAUGUAAGAUACGCAGCUUCAGCUGCGGGAAUACCCAUAGCUGAAGUCGACGUAUCUUAUUUCGACUUACCUCCCGUCGACGCGGGAGCAGGAUCGACAGCCGCGGCUCCCCCGUCGACUCCGCUACCGCCGCUUGCUCCGGUGGGGUUCCGGAGUCGACAGGGAGCGCGUUCGGGGAUCGAUAUAUUGCGUCUAGAUGAGACGCGAUAUAUCGAUCCCCAAUAAAUCGUUCGCUACCCGCUGAUACGGUGGGUAUUCUGGACGUACCCUAAGACUCAGAAUCUUAAAUAUACAAACAUCCACUAAGUGCAUUGUCAUCCCUCACUCCAAACGUCCUUUCAUGGGAUUGGAUCCAAAUUGUGCCUAGCUCCCUAUUUACCACCUGGCUAACCACCACCACCCCAAAUUUCAGACAACUUUGGCACUACAUCCAGGGCGCGUCAUUGGCCAUCAUGGCAUUGAUCAGUGAAUAACCCAGAAUCAAAACACUUGAGCGAGGCUUUGGGAUCUCUCCUGGAGCUCUGGUGAAGGUUGGUAUAAAAACAGAAUCAGUUUAAGACAGCGUCCGUUCCUGGAACUGAACUGUUUCUGAGUUUCAGUAAACGCAGAACCUUCCCCACUGCAUCCAUGCCCUCUUCUCCCGUUCCUGGCUGGGGCUGGGAUUGGAGCUCUUCUCCCUGCAGAACCCAGCACAUUCUUGUGAGGUUCCCAUGUCCAGUUUCUCGGCUUAACGAGACUUGGGCGAAGGAAUUGAACUGUUGGGAGCUUAUCGGAACCAAACGAGUUUAGAGAUUUGCCCUGCACUGGUUGGUGUCUUUUCACUCUGUUCCUUCCCCGCCCCCAACUCUUGUUGUAUGUGUGUAGUUCCUGUUUGCAUUACCAGAGAAGUCAACAUAACACAAGCCUCACGCCCUCCCCCCAUUCAUCAACAUAAUGGGGCCACAAUUGGCACUGACUCCUCCCCUCCCCCCCCAUACAAUGAGCUGCCCCAAACUAGAGGGCAGAGCAGUCAAUUUGGAUCCUGAGUCACCUGAAUCUGCAUCUACAAUAUGGACACAACACCCAACACCUUCCCCCAUUCUGGGAUUUGGGGCUGAUCUUGCGCUCACUGAAAUCAAGGGCAAAACUCCCAUUGGCUCUACUGGUGCAGAUCCUCAAUCCUUGAGGUGAAUGUUUGGAAAGCACACGGGGUGCCUCCUUUAAAAGGCACUGCAGGGGUGCAAAGUAUUAUUUAAACAAACCCUCAGCCUCAUAAAUAAUCCAGCUGGUAAAAACCUGCUAAUCAAACUGACAGGAAAAUCGUGCAGCAAAGUGGGCUGGUAUUUUUUGUUUUGCUAACUCGGUUGUUUUUUUUGUUUGUUUUUUUAAAAAUCACUCUUUUUUUUCAAUAUUUCAUUUGCUGUUGUGUUGUUACCAUUGUCGAUUUGGGAAUGUUACAAAUGUAUUUGCUAAUCAGUGUUAACGACCAGUUUAAAAUAACUUGCCUUCAAUUUGCAUCAUGUCAGGUUUUUUUUUUUAAAUGUAUGAAACACAAAAGAGGAAAAAGCGAAUUUCCCAUUUCGGUGUAUUUAUAGCGAUGGAAAUAUACUUUAUAUUUUUCAUCUUUGUGCCCAUAACUUUGUCACUUGUAUAAAGGCGACCUGUGUUACUCAUUGUCCAUGUGUGAAUGUGCACUACACCCCUCCCCUAGCCGUUUUUCCUCUCCUUUGUACAGAGGGCUGAUUCUUGGCAGUUCAUUGUAUGGCUUUAUAAGUGAUAAAAGAAUCAAUUAUAUAUAAUAUACUGUUGCUUGGAAUGCCAGCUCGGGGUCUGGAUCGCUGGAAUUGUAUCUCAGAAUUUAAGGGAGUGCAGGAAUAAAUGCUCUGUUCUUUUUGCACAGGGAAAUCUAUAUGGUGA
Messenger RNA from Mauremys mutica (yellowpond turtle), 13149 nucleotides. It is a transcript of the gene TNS1, whose product is annotated as tensin 1. The record is from RefSeq and is a predicted model, not a curated record. The coding region runs from base 1266 to 6542 and encodes 1758 amino acids. The transcript has 29 exons. Gene Ontology annotation, molecular function: protein binding. Gene Ontology annotation, biological process: fibroblast migration. Lineage: Eukaryota; Metazoa; Chordata; Testudines; Geoemydidae.